Penaeus vannamei (Pacific white shrimp) is the source of this 11254-nucleotide messenger RNA. The record is from RefSeq and is a predicted model, not a curated record. NCBI's taxonomy places the organism in Eukaryota, Metazoa, Arthropoda, Malacostraca, Decapoda, Penaeidae.
GUAAACAAAUGGUGGAGAAGAACGUCUUGCUGCCACAUUCACCUAAGGAUUUUGGAGGAAAUUGGGGACGAUGACGUGUUAAUUAUAUCGGGAUUACAUGUGGUUCAGCUGCCCUAGAAGAUGGUUGGCGGCAGCACAGGUGAUAGAGAUGAAGGUGGAGCAGGAAGAAUUCAUCGAGAAUAUCGUGGAGGAGGAGGAGGAGGAAGAGGAAGUGGGCGCUACAGGAGAGGGCUGACACAUCACCGUCACUCUGUGCCGGGUGAGCGACGUGGUCUCUCAGAGCAGGGGCAUUCAGAGGAUGAUCCUAAAGCAGAUGCAGAGAAAACAGAGGUUGUGAAGCAUCGGUCUCAUAAAGAUCUCAGUCGUGGCUUUAGUGAAGACUCAAGAAUUUCAAAGCAGCUGAGGAGACUUUCUCGAGAGGAUGACGCAGAGCGGUAUCUUGCCCAAGUCCAGCAGCUUCAGGAGUCAAUAAUGCUGAAUGAAAAUGUGAAAUAUGUUCGCCGAAAUGCAGAGCAUCUUUUGGACUCGCUUUUCGAACUACUUCAUGCAGCACCAUCACCCCCUUGUCGCUGGGAAAUCACUCGCUGCGUCGGUCGUGUUGGCCAUGUCAUGGAAAGUGACAUAAAGAGGUUUGUGGAUGUGACACUAGAUCGACUAGAUACUUGGCGUGCAGCAGAAAUGAAGGUUCUGGUGUUACGGUGUAUCUUGGAGAUGUUGAAAUUAGAUUCUGAUGGAUCUCAGCUGAGUCAGGUUGGAGAAAGAAUUGUAGAGGGAUUGCAGGUCGUGCUGGAGGGAACAGAAACUCCAGAGGUGAUGGUGGCUACUGUGGAUGUGCUGAGAGAGCUGAACGUCAACCAUAGCCAUAUCCUUAAUAACUAUUUCCAAGAUAUUGUUGACAUACUGGUAGGAUGGCACAUUGACCACCAUCAAUCACCAGAAGUUAUGAAGUAUGUGUCCAUGGCACUGAGAAGCUUCUCACAACUCUGGCUAGCAAACGUCCCCAUUGCCGCAACUCUUCUCUCUCAGUUUGUCGAGGAUAUGGAGGACUAUUGUGAGGACUUAGAAAGAGGAAUAUCUGGUCGCUCUACACCUGAAGAUGAAGUGGCAUCAGACCCAGUAAUCUGUGCCAAGAAAGUCGCUGCAUUUAUUAGUGUUUUUACAACAGUUCUAAGGUGUCUUGGGCCUCAGGCUGACCCAGCUGUAAACCCAAGUCUCUCACCAAAUUUCCUAGUUGAUGCACUGGGGAAGAUGGUGACAGGAGCAGGAAAUAUUUUGAAACAUCAUUGGGAAGAAGCACUUUUAGAUGCUUUGAAUCAGGUUUGUUUAGUGUUGAUUCCAUAUAGUCCAAAUAUGUCUGGGCUACAGGAACAUUUCUGUGAUGUUGUAGAUCUUCAGCAGAAACUUGUUGAGCACUUGGGCUUUGCCACCGUUAUGUCUUAUCUGACGCUGCUUACUCGGAUGCUGAAGCAGAUUGGUAGCAGUUUAUCUGUAGAGUUUAUACAGAAGAUCUUUGGCACAAGCUCCCCCCUGCGUAGCUUACGCCUUUCCCCGCAUCGGCAAGUAUGGCAGGCUACUCUUGGAGUGUACCAUGCUGCACUCAGCCUGAAGAAUGUUCCUUUACUGCAGGAAGCUUAUAACUACAUACUUGCAGAUUUACAGAUUGCUCAUCGUGUUUUAGUACCAGAAGCAGUCAGCUUUGCAGCAACAAGUGUUUUAGAGGGAGUUUCAUAUAAUGAGAGAGAAGCAACUGUCCUUAUGAUGUAUCUCAUGACAGUAUUAGCUGAGGUGGCAAAUACGAGGAACUCCAUCAUCACUAUGUGGGCACUCAAUCCCCCAAUUGUCGAUCUUCUGGCAACACACCUCACUCCAUCCAGCGCUCACCUGGCUCUGCACUACCCUGAGGUUCAGCAUGCCAUCUUGUUCCUGCUGUACUCACACUGCUCCAAGCAUUCCCACUACAUAAGCUCCAGCACCCUGAUCGUGGGGGCAACAUCUCCAUUUGUUCCACCCUCGGUCUCCACAACGUUUUCUGGAGGGUCACCAGGAAGUUUCUCCUCUGGAUCAUCCACCAGUGAGAAUCUUACUACAAUACUUACUACUUUGACAGCUGUGUUGCGACAGAGACAAGUUACUGGGGCUAACAUCAUCCAGCUGUGUCUGGAAUGGGCAGCAGAUCUUGUCAGCAGUAGUGAAACUUCCUUACCUCAGCUGCUGAAGAUCAAAGUGUUUACCCAGAUGAUAGACACCAUUGUACAAACGGGGUACCACCACCUCAAUUCAGUUACAUCUGCUGUUGCUGCCAGCUUAACCUCUGUGUUUGCUGUAUUGCCGCCCACUCAGAUGGAUAAUUUGGAAGAAGUUGUAAAGUUAUGCCUCCAUCAUAUGAGCCACAAUGAGCCUAAAAUUCGCAGUGCUUAUCUAGACCUCCUGGCUAGACUUCCUCUCAGUUCUGUCUCGCAUGCCAUGUGUUGUUUUAACACAAAUGAAGAAAAUGAAUUUAGUGCAAACAAGACUGAUUCAUCAUCCAAUGUUGAGAUUGGCAGUCUUGAUUCUUCAUCAGUCAAAAGUCUCGAGAGGCAUUUUGUCUUACGUUCUACAGCAGGCCAGCUACCGUCAAAUGCCUUUCACACGCUAAUGGCAUUUAUACUCCACGUUUCACAACCAAAAGGUGAGUAUUGGCAGGAAGACCUCUUUGCUGUUAGCCAGAGAGUUGAAAGGAUGGCAAAGGCAGAGGACCUGAGUCUUCCUGUGCUAGCUUCCCAUCUUCGCACCUUGUUGUGGAAGUGGUUGGCCUGGGAACCUGCUCAACACUGCAUUGCAAGCAAACUGCGAACUACAUUAGGAAAGCCACAGGACACAUUUACUAGUAUUGAAGGUGCCAUUAAAGGUCGUGCAAAGGAAGUCCGAGAGUGUGGCCAGACAGCGGAAAAAAGUCAAGGAGUAAGCAAGACGGACGAUGAGAAAACUGGCAAAAGUGUGAAUGGUAAUGAAAAGGGUGGAAAUGAUGUGAAGGUUCACUCCCUAGCCGUGAUGCUGCUAGUAGAGUUCUUGGAGAGUCUGGAGAAAGCUAUGUUCAAUGCUAGUGAUGGAUGUGCUGUUGCUGUACCACCACCAAAUAAGAGUGUCAGAGCCUUCUUUAGGACAAAUCGUCAGACCUGCACUGAAUGGCUGAGUCGUAUAAGAGCUGCAGUCAUCGUUGUUGCACUCAAUUGUGGACGUCCAGAAGUGGCUGUUCGGCAUUCGUACAAACUCCUGCAGGAACUAAAAGAUAAUAACAACACACAAAGUACUGACUUUGAACGAGCUGUUUGCUACUGUGCACGGGCCUUAGUAGCAGAAGGUUGUGACGAAGGAGUUUCAGGUUUAUACCAGUGGUGCCGUGACCACAUUGGAAGACGUUUUGCGUGGCUUAAGCCUGCAGUUUACAGUGCUGGCAAUAAGUAUGAGAAAGCCUUAAGGGGCUUCAUGCACUUCCUUGAGGGGGGAGGAGACGAAGCAGAUGAAAUUGAUAAACUUAAAAAUGAAGAAGAGGAGACAUCAACCCAGCACGUCAUAAUUGCCAACCAUUCAGACAUGAAACAGCAAGAUCCUUUGAUACAGGAAUUCAUUCAUGCUCAGAUUGCAGAGUGUUACAGCAGGCUGAGUCAGUGGGGAGAGCUCCAGAAGUGGACAAUGCAAAUACAAAUGAAACAGGAAGAGUCUGAGCCUAUAACUGUUACCUCUGGGCUUCUGAACACAUACAAAGAUCUGUCUCAUGUGCAGGCAUUGGCACAUUUUGACUCGGCUGAUCCUGUGGGAGUGAUGACAAGCCUUGGUGGUGCAGUGACCCAGGUGGACUGGACAAAACCCCAAGAUUGGAUUACUUGGAAGAGGUUCCAGGAUAUAAACACUGUUCUUCUACACUCUUUUACCUCUACGGUUUAUCCCCAGCCUUCAACUUCAAGAGAAUCAUUAAGUAAAAUUGUGGCAGAAUGUCAAGAGCAGGUGGAGUGGAUGUUGCAGUUAUCCACAAUGUCCUCCUACUCCGCCAUGCAUCUUCAUUCACUUCUACUUCACCAAGUCCUCCAUGAGCUGAGGAGUAUUCUCAAUGAUUCCAUGGGAGCUGGACGUCUGCAUGAGGGCUGGGAGAACACAAAUCUCAUGAGCCUUCCUGCAGACCUUAUUCCUCAUGUGUCAAGAUGGGCCAAACUCAUUGGUCGAAUUAAUCCUGCUGUUACUCCAACCUCAAUCACUAAAUUAGACCUCCUGUCAGCCAAGCAAGCACGUAAACAAGAAAACAUGGACUUUGCAGAAAAUACAUUGAUAGGGUUAUUAGGAGUAAGCUCCAACUUGGCAGAAUCAGUGCUGGAAAUUGUGCCUGGUGCCGAGUACAACCCUCUUCAGGCCAAGCUACACAGGGAGGCAUCUAAGCUCCUGGCAUGCAAGGGAUACAUCUCUCAUGGCUGUUCAGUCCUUGCUGGAUCCGUAGUUGGUCUAAAUCCCAGCUUAGCAGCCUUAGCAGCAACAGACACCAAUCUGCUCACACUACCCCCGAAUGAGGCUGGCCACUUGUGUGCUCGUUCCAUCAUAACACUCAACAAGUGGUGGGCACAGGAUGAUAGGCGAUUGCUGAUGCUUUCUGGAGAUUCAAUGACCGAUGUUCCAGAAUGGAUGAAUAAGCUCCUUGCAGUUUACCAGGAAAUGAAGGAUUUUGCACCAGAGGAGUUGCUGCCUCUUGCAGAAGUCAGCCAUCCAACUCUUCCUCAGCUCGAAAGCAAUAUGGGUCAUAUUCUUACCCUUGCUGCAACACAGUGUCCAACUCUCCCAAAAGUCUGGUUUCAUAUUGCUUCAUGGUGCUUCAGGUGGGGUAGGAGAAUACUCGAGCACAGUAACAGCAAUGGAGGCCAGCUGUCUGAGGAAGAUCGGGCUCGUAUAAAGGAAAUUGUAUCUCCUGCAAUUAGUCAUGAUGCUUCAAGUGCAGAGGAAAGGAUAGAAGAGAUUUGUUCCCUCAUAGGAGGUUGGAGGCCAGGACAAGAUGCCACAGAAGAGGAUGAAGAGGAUCUUCGCUUGGAGGAAGUUCAGGGGACACAGCAAGUUGGGACGCAAAUUACAUCAACCCUGCAAUCUUGGGGAUUGACUGGGAAUACAGUAGCAGACCUAAGUGUAGCUCUGGCUGAGGUUCAUCAAGCAGCCCAAGAAAGACAUUAUACUGUUCUCACAGCUGCAGCAAAAGCAUACUUCAGGUUCCUGAAAAUCAGCCAAGGGUAUGCUGCAAGCCAUGCUGACCAGUGCACAGUAGCUACAUUGAGACUGCUUCGACUGAUGGUAAAGCAUGCUUCUGAGUUAAGAGAAGUAUUAGAAAAGGGUCUGGCUGAAACGCCUACACGUCCCUGGAAGACAAUCAUUCCUCAGUUGUUUGCACGUCUGAAUCACCCCGAGCACUAUGUAAGGAGCAGCAUCUCUGAACUUCUGUGUCGUCUGGCAGAGGACUUCCCACAUUUGAUUGUGUUUCCAGCUGUGGUUGGCUCAGCUGGUGGAAAUGUAGCAGCCAAUCAAGCAUCACUGACAGAUAUGUUGGCAAAGUACCUGCACAAAGGAAGGCACAGAAGAAAAAUGAAACAGACACUUGGUGAGGAAGAUGAAGAUGAAGAGGAGGAGGAGGAGGAGUAUGACCAGGUUGAUGAAGAAGAAGAGGAGGAGGAAGAAGAGGAACUGAUCUCUGAAUCUACUGAAGAACAGGAGAGAAGAACAGUUAUGAGAAAUUGCUUCUCAUCUCUAGUAGAUACCCUGACUAAACAGGUGGGAUCCAGCAUUAGUGAAGUCCAGAUGCUUGUUCAUGAACUUCGUCGUAUUACUGUCCUGUGGGAUGAAUUAUGGCUAGGAACCUUGGCUCAGCAUCACAGUGACAUGUCCAGAAAGUGCCAUCAAUUGACAGCAGAAAUUGCAAGAUUGAAUAACAAUUCAUCUCUGACACAGACAGAGAAAACUCAGCUUAUUAAAAAGAAAUAUGACAUCAUCUUCAAGCCACUUCUGUUUGUGCUAGAUCAGUUGGCAGACAUCACAUCAGCUACUCCAGAGACACCUCAUGAACGACACUUCCACGAGACAUACGGUUCCUUGAUAUCCUCAGCUCUGUGUAGUUUAAGGGAACCUGAGAGCUAUUUUGAGCCUCAGGCUGCUCUGUCUGGUCUAAGGCAACUCCAUCAGAUGCUGCAACAGAGAGCUCAUCGGAGAGCAUCUUCAACUCUCAAGAUGGUGGACGUAUCCCCCAAACUUGCGGCACUGACUGCAACAAAAAUUGCCAUGCCAGGUGUUGUGUCGGCGUCACAGCAGGUUAUCACCAUAGCAUCAGUGGACGGAAAUAUAUCUAUUCUCCCCACAAAGACUAAGCCAAAGAAACUGAGCUUCCAAGGAUCAGACGGCAAGAAAUAUACAUACCUGUUCAAAGGACUGGAAGAUCUCCACUUGGAUGAGAGGAUCAUGCAAUUCUUAGAAAUUGUUAAUACAAUGUUGGAGAAGAACCAGAGGGGUAAAGACUGUGUGUAUCGAGCCAGGUACUAUUCUGUAGUGCCACUUGGACCACGUUCAGGCCUUAUUCAGUGGGUUGGAAGUGCAACACCACUCUUCGGUCUCUACAAGCGCUUGGCACAAUGCGCAUGCUUUGUUGCUCAAAAAUCAUUCAUCUCUCCUCCACAAGUUCCGCGGCCUUCAGAACUGUACUACAGCAAGUUGACACCCAAACUCCGAGAGGCGGGAGUCAGCUUGGAUAACCGUAAGGAAUGGCCCCUAGGCAUUCUGAGGGAUGUUCUGAAGGACCUGAUUAAAGAGACUCCAUCAAAUCUGCUUUCCAGGGAAUUGUGGAUGUGUAGUGUCAGUGCUGGAGACUGGUGGCACUUGACACAGACUUACUCAAUUUCCACAGCAGUGAUGUCCAUCAUAGGCUAUAUCAUUGGCCUUGGUGACAGGCAUCUUGACAAUGUUCUUGUCAACCUAACUUCUGGAGAGGUGGUUCACAUUGAUUACAAUGUGUGCUUUGAGAAAGGUAAAAACCUACGUGUCCCAGAGAGAGUGCCAUAUCGCAUGACACACAAUAUUGAAGCAGCACUUGGAGUGACAGGAACUGAGGGUGUGUUUAGGAAUGCCUGUGAACAGGUCCUGAGGACCAUGAGAAGGGGACGUGAAACUCUUCUGACCUUGCUAGAAGCCUUUAUUUAUGAUCCACUGGUUGACUGGACACCAGACAGUGAAUCAGGCUAUGCUGGUGCAGUGUAUGGUGGUGACCAAGCUCUUGUGUCAGGAGCGAGACAAAGUCGGCAGCAGCUGGAACGAGGUCUCACUCUUAGUAUGUUUGCUGUGAGAAUAGCAGAAAUGAAAGCUGACUGGCUAAGUAAUAAAGGUGAGGUUCUGGAGUGUAUACCCAGUGUGGAAAUCAGCUUAGUGGAGUGGCAAAAGGCACAUGAGGUUCAAGCAGACGCCGAGGCUAACCUGCAGGACGGCCACCACCUCAUGGCUAUGCUCAAGGAAGCAGAAGCUAAUCCACAGCACAACCUCUAUGGUCUCCGUCCACGUUAUGAGGAAUAUGCCAUAGUCAAAAAGUCCAUGGACCAUGCCAAAGAGUUAGUGAAUACAAGGCUGAUAGAAGUGAAACACUGGCAUAAUCUGUAUUUGACUGCAGCAAGAGUGUUUGAAGGCGGCCAGGCAGGUGAAUGGAGAGCCAAAGUGAGCAAUGCAGGAGUGAUGUUAGCCAGUGUGGCUCCUGUGACAGAGUUUCUGACAAAGGCUGGACAAGGUCAGCUAGCCACACAGUGUGAACAUACAGAAGUUGAGCUUAGCAAAGUAGUGAACCAGGUGCAGAAUGUUUUAGGUGCCAGCCUGGACUUACUGAUCAAGUACGGAGGAGUUUGGGUGAAUUACCCAGCUGAUCAUCUUUCACGACAUCGGCUGUCGGAACAGCUGGUGUGGCUUACUUCACUCUUGCAAGACUUUUCACUGAACAAUGUACAGAUGGUGAUCAGCAAGAGUCAUCGCGAAGCUCCAGACGCCACAGCAGUAAGUCAGGCUUGUAACAUAGACAUGCAGCUUCAAAGCAAAUCCCUUCAAGUUACGUCACAGUUGCAGAAGGUGUAUGAAAGGAUGCGUUCAGAGGGUUUGAAUGACGGAGUAAUGGUAGUGAACACUGUCCAAGAGACUUCCCUCGCUUUGUCAACCCUUGUAACUGAGCAUGGGAUAUCCGGCGUUGCAGCAAUGACUUGCGCCCUCCUCAACUCUCUCACUCAGCUUACGAGUGCCAGGCUACGUGCUGACAAGACUGCUGCAGGAGCUGGCGAAGGAUUAGUAGACCUGACCAUAGGAGGGUUGUGGUGGUUGAGGGAGAGUAUGGUCACUCUCGGUGGAAUGGUCGAACUUGUCACCCUUUUGACAACACACUCUCCUCCUGCAUAUCCACAGGAGACUCCUGUCAUACAGGCUAUGUCAGCUUUACAUGAUGUCUUUGCCAGUCUCCAUGAACUGGUGUUGAACACGAGUGGAAUCAUCAUUGUGGAGGGUGUCAGACUGUUCUGGCGUGGAGAACCUUCAGUGAUCAGCCUAGCCACAGAACUCCAGGCAGUUGUAGCCAGUUCCCCCACCCCACCAUCUGCACUCUGCCAGCACCUCACCACACACCUAAGGCUGAAGAUCCUCAUGAUGCCACCUCGUCAUGAAGAAGCUCUCCAGGAUGCAACAAGCCUUCAUAGUCAGCUAAUGAAUGUGAUAGACAGAAUCACCUCUGAUGGAAGCAGUGACAUGAGUCAGGGACAGAUGCUUCUCAUGGGCUUCCACUUGCUCUUUGAGGCAGUUGAGACCCAGUUGGACCAACUCAUGGAUGCCCUUAGCAGUGCCCCACUGCCACAGCCUUGGCCAAGAGUAGACACAGCGAGGGAGGCUGCUGAGAUAAUGGCCCCACUCCAUGACCCAAGUUUACGCCAGGUUCUUCGAUCUUUACUGAGAGUCAAGAAAGUCCAGACUAUUGUUGACUUCUUUACCACUGCAUACCAGUCCUCCCUAGUGUUCAGAAGAGAUGAUCCCAUUGGUAACAGGAACAGCAACAGUUUAUGUGACGAGGAGAGGCUCCAAAGAAUUGUUCGUCGGUAUGCAAGUGAUUGUGUAUCUCUUUUGCUGCUUGGCCUGCCUUCGUAUUUGGCAACACACCUACUUCUGCUGCACUGUCAGAAACUUGGUAUCAAUGUAUCUGGUUAUAUAGAAGCAAGGGAUGUAGGCACAGAAGGCAGGGUGAAUCUAGAUAACAUAGUCCAAGAAGCACUGGAAUGCUGCUUGACUCAUCACAGUCUGGACCCAGCACUGCCCUCCUCAGCUGCAACAGCUCUCACUCUCCAUCUUAAUGCAGUCCGCAAGAAAUUACUCCUAAGGCACUGGGAAGGUGAAGCAGAAGGGCUGCGGACAACACAUCAGCGUGUGACAGCUCAACAUCUAGGACAUCAGUGGUAUAAUGAGGAUUACCUAAAGCAGCGAGUGGUAGCACCAUCAGUCCAGCCAGGUCGAGGUGCAUUACUAGGAGAAUUGAGAACAAAUGUAAGCACGCUUUUGGCUCUGCACCAGAAUGUGUCAGAAUUGCGUGAAAAGUACACCAACUUGACUGGAAAUGUUGAACAGCGUCUCAAGUGGGCAGCUGGCUCUAACCCAACCAUAGCUCAGGCAUUAGAGGAAUUCAGUAAUGGUGUAGAAGUAGCCCUUGAAGGUGUCAGUCAACUUGUACAUCAGAGUAAGGAGGUUGCAUCUCUCUGUAAUGCUGUGCUGCAUUAUGAGGCUCUUCGAACUCAUACAGUGGAUGCCAUCACAUGGGAUGCAAAUUUCACUUCAGUACUGAAUACUUGCCAAGAGAGCUGUAUGCUCUUAGAGCGGUAUCACUCUACUGUUAGUCCACAAGAGGAAAUGCUGGUCACGCUUUGCCAUCUGCCAGCUGAUGUUAACACACAGUGGAUCCAGAAUGCAUCAGUUGCAGUCUCAGACCACAUUGAACUCCUCACAAAGCUAGUGAGUGACCAAAGCCGGGAGCUAAGGAAGGCUGCUGAAAAUGUUCGUUUGAAUGUCGUUACCUUGAGGACCCACCUUACUACACAUCAUAAAUUCAUGUCUGACAUCAGGGCAUUACUGAAGAGCAUGGCAAAGUUUGAGGAUGAGGGAGGACUAGCUGGCGUUGACGAAUACCUGGCACUAUACCGCACUUAUUCUGAGACCAUCUCUGGGCUCAUAAGACAAAUGUUACAUGAUCCAUUGUCUCCAGAGAAGGCAAAGGCAUAUUUACAGAAACUGCAGGAAGUAACUAUGCAAACAGGCACUAUAUAUGACAUAUUGGUAGAAUUCGGCAAUGAGUGUGUAGUAGAGGAAGCACAGGAAGAAGCAGAAUCUCUUAAAGAGACAAAUGGAGAACCUCGAAGGCCCCCAUUACUGCGGCAGUCAAGUGUUGUCAUGUCGCCUUCCAAAACUUUCACUCCUGAUUCCAGGAUGAAGGUCAAGAGACAUCCACUUACAGGAAAAGUUGUCCAAGAGCACAACGCCUAUGCUCUUAAUGUUUGGCGCCGAGUAAAAGUUAAACUAGAAGGAAGGGACCUCGAGCCCUCUAGGAGAGCAUCAGUGGCAGAACAGGUGGACUACACCAUCAGGGAAGCUACAAAUUUAGACAACUUGGCUACGUUGUAUGAAGGAUGGACACCAUGGGUGUAGAGAACAGAGAAGUCUGUUUUGAAAUCUUUUCUGUCACAUAUUCAGUGUACCAGUGCAAUUCAUCAUCAUUAUUAUUGAUUUCUGCCCAUUGUUUCCAUUCUCAAUUACUCUGUGAUAUUUGAAUGUGUAAACAACUUCAAAGUGACUAAGUAUAUAUAUACUAUGUUCAAGAUUUGUAUUGUUCAUAGUGCCAGUUCAUAUAUAAUCAAUAACCUCUAUUACUUGGAUGUAGAGGAAUACAUAAGAUCUAUUAAAAGUGCAUUAAUUUGUUUGGCACUAUUUUAUUUACGUAAUUUAGGACUUGUCAGAUGUGGUUUCCAGAUGGUUAAUCACUGCUGACUAUACCUUUGUUUUUCUUUUAAUAAACUGAUGGCAGUUAAAAUAUAAUUGGUAGAUCAACUGUAUUCAAAUAUAUUUGAAAAUGUCAAGUAAAUAUUUCAGUAUGCAUUUCAGCAGCUAACAUGGCUGUGAUCUUUCAUGUGUCAAGAUUUGAAUCAAUCUGCACUUAUACCUGUACAACAUAUGUAUGAUGUUAAUGAAAUGCUAAAAGGUA